Molecule: messenger RNA, 4077 nt
Organism: Trichomonas vaginalis G3
Lineage: Eukaryota; Parabasalia; Trichomonadida; Trichomonadidae
Product: leucine-rich repeats (6 copies)-containing protein
Exons: 1
Coding region: 1-4077 (1358 amino acids)
Source: RefSeq, a predicted model, not a curated record
AUGAGUGCCACCGAAUCAGUUAAUUAUUAUAAUUAUUGCUACACGAUAUAUAAUGGUAAUAUUAAUGAAAGAAGAUAUCAGGGUACUUAUAUGCUUUCCGCAUUUCUUAUAAAUGUAUCAAUUAUUGGAAAUUAUGCUUUCAAUAGUUCUAUUUACUUAAGAAACGUUACCAUUCAAAAUUCUCUAAGGAUUGUUAACUCUGGCGCAUUUUAUAAUUGUUCGCGACUUGAUAAUAUAACUUUUCCAAAUACUGUAAUUUCGAUUGGUAAGGAUGCAUUCUCUCAAUGUAUAUCAUUAAAAUCGAUUUUUAUUAACUCUCCCUUGCGCGAACUUGGUGAAAACUGCUUUUAUAACUGUUCGAGCUUGGAAUCCUACCCUUUUAACCCUGAACUCACUUAUAUUCCUGAUUAUUGUUUCUGGAACUGCACGAAACUUCAAAGCCCGGCGUUUUGUAGCACACUUUCCCGAAUCGGAAAUUAUGCGUUUUACAAUAACACAUUUACAAAGUGCUUAUUAGCAAAUACGCGUGUAACAACGAUUGGAAAUUCUUGUUUCGAAAACUGUUCCUUGAUUGAUGAAAUCACAUUUCCAGAUUCUCUAACAAAGGUCGGGAAUAGUGCUUUUGCAAAUAACUCAGCUGUAACACAACUGAUACUACCACCGUAUUUGACUUACAUUGGUAAUUAUGGGUUUUAUAAUUUUACGAAAUUACCAAAUUGCACUUUGCCGCAGGGUUUUGAGCAUAUUGGUGACUCGGCGUUUGCAAGAGAUAACUACUACUACUCUUCUCCUAUUCAAUUCACCUAUAUAAACUUCCCAAAUACAAUUAAAUAUUUUGGAAGUUAUGCAUUUGCUUUUUGCCCACUUCAUGAUGUUGUCAUACCUCAUCCUAUUACGACACUAGAUCCAUAUGCAUUUGCCUACUGUGGACUAAUCAAUAUUUCUAUGCCACCUGUUUUGAUCAAUAUUAAGAAUGGUGUUUUCUAUCAUAGUUCGUUAAACUACAUCACUUUGAAUGAGGGAUUGUCAAGAAUUUGCCCUAAAACUUUUGAAUAUAGUAAUUUAUGGAAAAUUGUAAUACCAAGUACACUCACUUCAGUUGGAGCAUUUGCUUUUGGCCAUACUCCCCUUAGAAACAUGUCUCUUCCUGAUGGAUUUAGAGAAGUUGAAGAUUUUGGAUUUGCUGAUUCAAACUUAGAAUAUUGUUGCAUUUCAAAUAUAACAGUCUUAGGAAAAUAUUCAUUUGCCAAUGCAUUUUUAGAAACAUUUAAUGUUCCUGAGCCAAUCAAAACUAUCAAAUCAUAUGCAUUUGCUAGUAGCCGUUUGGUUUUUGUUACUUUUCCUGAUACAAUUGAGUCGUUUGGUGAUUAUGCCUUUAUUAAUUCAGAUAUUUGUAAAAUCUUUUUCCCAAACAAACCGCUUGAAUUCGGAUACAAAUGCUUUAAUGGUUCUCGUAUCAAUCACAUUGAUCUUCCUGAAAAACAAACAACAUUGGCUGGAUAUAUGUUUGGAUGCUCAGAUAUCAAGCACAUAACAAUUCCUGAUACUAUAACUUCUUUCCCUGAAGGAUUAUUCAAUGGGUCGAGAAUCAAGAAUAUCAAAAUUCCUUCAAAAAUUACAUCUUUGAGUAGGUUUUGCUUUGCAUAUACAAAAGUUCGAAAUAUUACUUUCCCUAAUCCAUUUUAUUCCUUUGAAGAUUACUGUUUUUCUCAUUCUACAUUUAAAUAUAUCAAGCUUCCAGAUACUCUCCGCUCCUUUGGAUCUAAUUGCUUUGAGUACUCCAAAGUCGAGAAAUUCGAUUUUCCUGCCUCAUUCAACUCAUUCGGAAGAUAUUGUUUUCAAUUUUCAGAAUUUGAAGAAAUAACUCUUCCAAAAGGAGUUUCCACAAUUAGUGAUUAUGCUUUCUACUAUUCAAAGUUGAAAAGGAUCAAUGUUCCGUCAACAAUUACUAGUGUUGGUGAACGUGCAUUUUAUGGCAGCCAACUUGAAACAUUUGACAUGAACAAUAAAACAUCGUUCGGAUCCCGUCCAUUUGGAAAUAUCCCAAUGAAAAAUCCUCUCCUUCCAGAAGGAAAAACAACAAUAUACUCAUAUGAAUAUGGUGAUACAAUAUUAGAAUCAAUCAAUAUUCCAAGUACAAUUCGAACAAUUUCCAGGGACGCAUUUAAUAAUUGUACAUUACCUGAGAUACAAUUAAAUGAAGGCCUGAUAAGUCUCGACAGUGAUGCUUUUGAGAACUCAAACAUUUCAAUUAUCAGAUUUUCUAAUACGAUUACUAGCAUUGGUAGUUGGUGUUUUGAAUAUGCUCGAUCUAAUGAUAUCUAUAUGUCAAAUAAACUAAAUUACAUAGGAUAUCGUGCCUUCUAUUCUGCCACAAUUGGAACAAUUCAUUUCUUUGACUCUUUAAGAGAAGUUUCUUAUGAGGUAUUUCAGAGUUGUAAAUUGUCUAACAUGACAUUACCAAAUACACUUAGAAGCAUUGGCUACAGAUGUUUCUAUUCCUGUACACUUAGGUCAAUAAAUAUUCCUGAAGGAGUUACAAAAAUUCCCUAUGAAUGCUUCCUUGAGAGUAAGAUUGAAUCAAUCACUCUUCCAAAUUCAUUAACAACUAUUGAAUAUAGUGCAUUUAUGAGUUCUCGUAUUUAUGGCAUUGUUUUGCCUCGCAAUGUAAAUAGUAUCGGAUAUCAAUGUUUUUAUAAUACCCCUAUAGAAGAAAUAAUCAUCCCCGAUCCUGUAACUAUCUUGGAUACAAACACAUUUACAUACAGUAACUUAACCCAUAUUACACUUUCAAAUAACUUGCAAACAAUAGAAAAAGAAUGCUUCAAAAACUCUAAAUUAGAAAACCUUGAGCUUCCAAGCUCUCUUCUUAGAGUUGGCAAGUAUGUCUUUCAAAAUACUCCUCUUACUAGAUUGGUUUUCAAAGAAAAAUUCCAACAAUUAGAUACUUAUGCACUUGCAAGUAGUAACAUUGCAUACGUUGAAUUCCAGUCACUCGUAACUGUACAAUCUAGAGCUUUUGAAGGAAAUAAGGUCUCUAGAUUAGUAAUUCCCGAAGGAUUGGAAAGGAUUUACAGUGAAUCAUUCCAAAACUGUAAAAUCGAAUAUUUUGAAUUUCCAAGUACAUUGAAUACAAUUGAUGGUUAUUCAUUUCAAUACUGUCCAUGUAAAGAAAUGGUCUUCAAGGAUGGUUUGAAACGAAUUGAAAGCUAUGCCUUCUUUUAUUCAAAAUUGGAAUCAUUAACUCUUCCAAGUACAUUAGAGUUCAUAAGUGAAUAUGCUUUUUAUAAUUGCCGAAUUUCCAACAUCAUCAUGCCAGAAAAUGCCCCAAUAGAAACAAUCGGAAUGUAUGCAUUCAGUUGGAUCAAAGUCCCAUAUUUGAGAAUUCCAUUUGGAUCAAAAGUGAUUGAAGAAUUCGCAUUCAAAGGAACAUGUAUUAAUGAACUUAAGAUUCCGAAUACGAUUCAAAAAAUUGGUAAAUUUGCAUUCUCUGGAUUACUUGCAAACUCAGUUGAAUUUGAAGAAGGUUUCUCUAAGAUUGAUGAGUUUGCUUUUGCAUUAUCACAUGUUCCAAACUUCAAAUUCCCUGUUUCAUUGAGAUAUUUCGAUCAAUAUGCCUUCCUGUCAACUGAUAUUACUAAUUUGUUUGUAUGGAAUCAUACGCAGAUUCUCAAUCAUACAUUUGAAUAUUGCACCGACUUGGUCAAUUUGACAAUUCAGCCUGAUUCCCGUUUUUAUGGUGAGUCAUUCACCUUCUGUUCUCAAAUGAGAAAUAUCACAACAUAUGGUGAAUUCAUCGCAGAAGAUAACUCAUUCCAUAAUGUCACAAAUGCGACUGUAUUCCAUUUUGGUUUGUAUGACAUAAGAAACCCAUUAACACGAGAAAACUUCCGUAGUGUCCCAGGAAUUGUAAAAGUUAUAUGUUGUUACAGGUCUCCAAAGUUUGUCAAACAUAGACCUCAAAACAUGACAACAUGCGAUGGUAUAUUCAAUUGUUUUUCAUAUAAUAAGGCAUCAAGUUCAAUCAAAUACUCAGCACUUGCAGCAAUGUAUUUCUCAAGAACCGAUGAUGACUAA